Molecule: messenger RNA, 1443 nt
Organism: Anisakis simplex (herring worm)
Lineage: Eukaryota; Metazoa; Nematoda; Chromadorea; Rhabditida; Anisakidae
Source: the annotation of a GenBank genome assembly
AUGGUAUUCACUGAGUACGAUGGUCAGCUCGAUCCCAUUGUUGAUGUCGCAUCAAUGAAGCCCUCAGAAUCGACGGCUUCGGUUCGAUCAAACGCGGGAUCAGACGCUGUCGAAGGACGCAAAAAUGGAAUAACUGGCACUGGUGCUCUAUUGAGUUUUGUGAAAGGAAUGCUUGGUCCAGGAUGCUUGUCGAUUCCUCUUGCGUUCAAACAAGCUGGUUUACUAACCGCUUUUGUGAUGGUUUUCGUGUUCGGUUUUCUCAAUAAUAUCUGUAUGUUGAAGCUUGUUCACGCAUCACAAUAUUUAUGUGCGUCGAAGGGUUAUUCUGAACUGAGCUAUGGCGAUCUUGCUUAUGAGGCAUGUGCGGAUUCUUUUUAUUGUUUACGGCCGUAUAAAGCAACACUCAGAACAUUCACAAACGCUAUGCUUGUAUUGCUACAAAUGGGUAUAUGUUGUGUUUCAUAUGUAUUCAUCGCUAUGCAUCUUCAACAAGUUUUGGAACAUUUGGAUUUGAACACCGAUUUUUCAGUAACCACCUAUAUGCUCCUCAUAUUUAUUCCCUUGGUUGCGAUCAAUUGUACGAAGACAAUGAAGACGAUUGUUUAUCUUAGUGUUGUUGGCAACAUCUUAAUGCUUAUCUCAUUUGCACUUAUCUUCAAGGAACUCAUUACGGCUGAUCACUUCAAAACAGACUUGCCUUGGAUAACCAGUUUUCGAGGAAUGGCUUUAGCAGCUGGCUCGAUAUUGUACACAUUUGAAGGACAAGCUCUGGUUCUACCAUUGGAGAAUAAGCUGACUAAACCGGACGAUAUGAUCGGUUUAACGGGUGUGCUUUCAGUUGGUAUGUGCUUGGUGGUGGCUGUUAAUUCAGCAUUCGGAUUUUUCGGCUAUAUCACUUUUGGAGAGAACGUGAAAGGUAGUAUCACGCUGAAUUUACCACCUACAAUGAUUCUGACGGCUGUGAAGAUAUUGAUAACAUUGAUUGUCUAUGUUGGUUUCGUGCUACAACAAUACGUCAUUGUUGAGACGCUUUGGCCAACGAUUAAUGAGAAGUUAGCUGAGAGCAAAUGGACGCCUUCUGCAGCUAACUACAUGCAAUAUGUAUUCAGAGGAUUUCUUGUUUUCUUAUCAAUGAUAGUCGCAAUUGCUGUACCGGAUCUGUGGCAUAUAGUGCCGUUGGUUGGCACCGUUUGUGGAAUGAUUCUUGCGUUUGUUUUGCCAGCCUUUAUCGAUACGAUUAUAUUUGUACCGGAUAUGAUGAAGAGGCAGGAGUCGAAGUGCUCGAUUGUGAUACGCAUUCUCUCGAAUUCUUUCUUUAUUGUUUUAGGUUUAUUCGUAUUGCUCGUUGGUUUAGAUUCAAGUAUUCGGGACAUUUUGAAUCAUUGGUUCGUGCCAGCUGAAUAUGAGUCUCGAAGUUCAUCUGUAGAAAUGGCAACUGAUUAA